Manis javanica (Malayan pangolin) is the source of this 2887-nucleotide messenger RNA. Lineage: Eukaryota; Metazoa; Chordata; Mammalia; Pholidota; Manidae. The record is from RefSeq and is a predicted model, not a curated record.
AUGACAAUCCAGAGCGAGUCCAAAGCUACCUACCUGGAAGAUCUUCCGCCUCUCCCUGAGUAUGAAUUGGCUCCAUCCAAGUUAGGAGAGGAAGUGGAUGAUGUUUAUCUCAUUCGAGCUCAAGGAUUACCAUGGUCAUGCACUCUAGAAGAUGUGCUUAACUUUUUCUCAGACUGCAGAAUUCGCAAUGGCGAGAAUGGAAUACACUUCCUCUUAAAUAGAGAUGGGAAGCGAAGGGGUGAUGCCUUAAUUGAAAUGGAAUCAGAGCAGGAUGUGCAAAAAGCCUUAGAGAAGCACCGCAUGUACAUGGGGCAGCGGUAUGUGGAAGUCUAUGAGAUAAACAAUGAAGACGUGGAUGCCUUAAUGAAGAGCCUGCAGAUCAAAUCUUCACCUGUGGUAAAUGACGGUGUGGUUCGUUUGAGAGGACUUCCCUACAGUUGCAAUGAGGGGGACAUCAUAGAUUUCUUUGCAGGACUGAAUAUAGUAGACAUUACUUUUGUCAUGGACUACAGAGGGAGAAGAAAAACAGGGGAAGCCUAUGUGCAAUUUGAAGAGCCAGAAAUGGCCAACCAAGCCCUACUGAAGCACAGGGAGGAAAUUGGUAACCGAUAUAUAGAGAUAUUUCCAAGCAGAAGGAAUGAAGUUCGAACACACAUUGGUUCUCAUAAGGGAAAGAAAACAACAUCUUCUCCUACUGCUAAGUAUGUAACUGAGCCAGAAAUGGUCUUUGAAGAACAUGAAGUAAAUGAGGAUAUUCAACCCAUGACAGCUUUUGAAAGUGAGAAAGAACUAGAAUUGCCUAAGGAGAUGCCAGAGAAGCCCCCGGAGGCUGCAGACUUCGGAAACGCGUCUUCGCUCCAUUUUGUCCACAUGAGAGGAUUGCCCUUCCAGGCCAACGCCCAGGACAUUGUGAAUUUUUUUGCUCCACUGAAGCCUGUUAGAAUCACCAUGGAAUAUAGUUCCAGUGGGAAGGCCACUGGAGAAGCUGAUGUGCACUUCAAUUCCCACGAGGAUGCUGUUGCAGCUAUGCUCAAGGAUCGGUCCCAUGUUCACCAUAGGUAUAUUGAAUUGUUCCUGAAUUCAUGUCCGAAAGGAAAAUAAAAUUUCCAGGGACUCCAGAUAAUAAGAAUGAAACAAGAGGCAUUUCAUUUGCACAUCUUUCUUGGACAUGAGACAUAAAGUUCCAGUUUCUUAGCAGCAACUGCUAGAGAAAGGAUUCGAGGGUUCGGUUUAUUACUUAUAAGAAAAAUUUCGUAGUGGACUGUUUGUUUAGAAAGAAAAAGAAAAGAUUCAGUUUGGAAUUAAGAAAUAAACCACAAAUUUAAAUUUUGUUUAAACUGUCCAGGAUCUGAUUUAAAAAUCCAGUCUUUGUUUUAUAUGAUUAAAGAGUUUGUUUUCAUGGAGGAUAUGUACCCAGGGUAAAGACUGCAUAUUUUUAUUCAGCACUGUCCUUUAAAAUCUUUUUCUUAUUUAAAAAAUGAUCUGUUUGAAAUUUUGUUUUUUGCCUAUGAAUUGAGAGCUCCGAUUUAAAACUUCUCUUGGAAUAAAAUACUGAUUUAUUAACCAAGUAGUCACCAAAGCAAGGAAAGUAUCUUUGAAUCAUUAUGGUUGGGCAGAGUAGUUUUAAUUCUGGGUAGAUUUGAUUACUUAGAUAGGGGUAGGAAUUUAAAAAAAAAAAUGCUACAGGUUAGUGAGUGUACAUGGCAACCAUUUGACAGUUUUAUGUCUUUAGAAGUGUUUUGCCUUUCUAAGCCUUGUGCUAAAGGCAAUUAACAUUCGUGCCUGUAUACUUAGGGAGAGAAUUCUAGUCUUAACUUAAAAGUUGUUUGAACUCCCCCCCCCUCCCAACCCUUUUUUUUUUGGAUUUACAUAAACCUUAAGGGUGUUUGUCUCAAACUGUGAAGUGACAUGUCAAAACAGUCCCUACUGCUAAGGACAUUAAUGGCUUCACUUGAAUUUUAACCAGCUCUAGAAAGCAAAACUGUCUCCUCAUUUGCUUUUUCAGUGGGGUAGCACAUCCCAUAUUUUAGAAUAAGUAGGGGUGCUUUGCUUAAAUAAAAAUAGCAUUUAAUGUAUAAUUGUGUGAAGGGUUUAUGGAAAAAGCUGUACUUCUGUCACAUUGUGGCAGUACCUUCUGCUUUAAUAUGAAACAGCUUGUUAUUUAAAUAUUGGAUCAAAAUGACUGGCUUUAAAAUGUAGUCAUUAAUAAACUAACUUUAUGUGCACCUGUGUAGGAGAAUCAAAGUCCUGUAUAUGUUCUUUGCUUUGUUCCUGUUCUUAGGGUGGCAACUGCCACAUAGUUACCAGGAGAUGAAAUUCUAGUUCUUAAAAUUGAUUUAGCCCAGAUUUCUGAGAGGUGAUAUCUGUAAGAGUAAUUAUGCCUUCUCCCACUUAAUACAUAUCCAUCUCUGAUUACCAGCUAAGAUACGAAGUCACUGUAAGUAGUCAAUAAAUGAAGGCUUGUUUCAGGCUGAAGAUUACUUAAGAGUAUUUAUUUUGGAGUGUGUGAAUCAACAAUAUAUUUUUAGUAUAUCAAAUUUUGGUAUAAGAAGAAGUGGCUAAGUUCAGUUGUGUAAGAAUAACAUGACAAUCAACCAUCUUAACACUUUCAGUAUUAGAUUGAAAUGUGUUUUCAUAUAUGUUUGAAUGUAUGUAGCUAUGAGAAUGGGUGUCUGUAGCUGUAUGACUUAUUAGAAUGUGGUCUUUCAUCCUUUAGCAGUAGGUUUCUAAUUUGAUGUGGGAAAAGUCUGUAAGGUCUAUUGGGAUUGGGAUUUGUGAGGAAUUAAUUCAUUUACAAAUAGUUUAUUUUAAAGCUAAUGCAUUUCGCUUGUACAUCUCUGGGAAAAGAAUGAGAGCAAAAGCAUUAAAAUAUUUUGUGGUUGGAUAA